UGAGUGGGAGGGCCACUCGGUGCAACUAAUAAGGACCGCGAUCGAGCAAGCGAUCCCACUGUGACUUUUAUUUCCAAGUCCUGGAAUCCGGAAUCGGACUGAUCGUAAUCACACAUGGAUUAUGCUUUUGCCGCUGUUUUUGGUUUGUUUCUGCCUUAGAGGAAACUUUAUCAGCAACUGUGUUCAGGUAGACGGCUUUCUAUCCUCGGAGCCAUGAUUUGCUUGCUACGAUGGACUGCUUUCAUUUGGACUGUGAAUUCCAUUCCUUGUGCUUUUGGAAUGGCAGUGGGCGAACAAACAGAUGGCUCAUGUCCCGCUCUGACCGUAGAGGAGCACAGGUUUAAGGACAUUUUAGAUCGUCCCCUGGAAAUCACAGGAAUUGAUCUCACAGAAAAGUUUCUUCUUCGAAAGGGAACAAUCACGGAAGAGUUGCCAUCGUUCCGAUUAGGAAGCAGUCCGCUUAUUAAGCCAACAAAAUUAAUCUUUCCAAAUGGGCUCCCAAGUGAGUACUCCCUUGUCUCCAUCCUCCGGGUGAGACGAACUAAAAAAGACCGCUGGUAUCUUUGGCAGAUAUUUGACCAAUCAGGAGGCAGUCAGGUGUCUGUUGUGGUCGAUGGUGGUAGGAAGGUGUUGGAGUUUUCUUCCCAGGGCUCGCUGAAGAACACCCUCCGCUACACUUUUAAGAGCCGUGACCUACAUGCCCUCUUUGAUCGCCAGUGGCACAAGCUGAGCAUUUCUCUUCAGAGCAACAUAGUCUCCAUUUACAUGGACUGCAAGCUAAUAGAACGGAGACUGACUGAUGAGAGGGACAGCAUUGACCUCAAUGGGCGCACACUCAUCACUACAAGAGUGGAGGACGGACGACCUGUAGAUAUUGAACUGAAACAAAUCCUAAUCUACUGUGACCCUUAUAUGGCUGAGUUGGAAAAUUGCUGUGAGCUACAAGAGUGUGGAGCCAAGAAGGCAUUUAAUGGGACUUCCCCUCCCCUGGAUGCAGAGCCAAUCCCCCAGAUGCUGUCUCAGCCGGUCUCACAGUCAAUUGACAGAUGCCACUGUCCAGCUGAAAAGGGGGAUCCUGGUCUUCCAGGCGUAGUUGGCCUGCCAGGACAAAAAGGAGAUCAAGGAGACAAGGGGGACACAGGGGACGAUGGGCCUCCAGGAAACCCAGGACCUAAGGGGGAACUUGGAUCAGAAGGGCAAAAGGGAAUCGAUGGAGAGAAGGGUGAUGUGGGCCUGCCAGGAACCCCGGGGUUGCCUACUGACAACAAAUGCCUCAAAGGAGAUCAGGGCCCUCCGGGUGACAAAGGAGAGAAGGGAUCGGCUGGGGUGCCAGGUCAGCCAGGGGAACCCGGCAAAGAGGGCAAAAGGGGACGGAGAGGAAAGACUGGGGAGCCUGGACUCAGAGGCCUGCCUGGUCCCUUGGGAACCUCUGAAGGAGCAACUGGCAAGGGGGAGAAGGGUGAGGCUGGAGUCCCCGGGGAGAAAGGAGAGCGAGGAGAUCCUGGUCAGCCAGGUGCCGAGGGGACCGGCGGGAUGAAAGGACAAAAAGGUGAUGUUGGUCCCCCUGGUCCUCCUGGUCCUGUGAUGACAGCUCAUGGAUUAAGACAGUUCUCUGGAUCUGAUGAAAUGAGAGAAAGAAGCCAAAAGGGUGAAAAGGGAGAUGAGGGGGAGAGAGGGGUUCAAGGACCGCAAGGCCUCAAGGGAAACAUUGGGCUGCCAGGACUGAAGGGAGAUCAGGGCCCCGAGGGGAAACAAGGACUGUCUGGACCCACUGGACUACCAGGGCUCCCAGGCGAGGCAGGCGAGCCAGGGGAGCCAGGGGUGCCUGGGAGAGAUGGCCUGAAAGGAGAAAAGGGAGACUCUGGUGGACUGAUUGGGCCACAGGGACUUCCAGGUCCUAAGGGUGAGCCUGGAGAACCCGGCAUUGGAUACAUGCAGGCCGAUGGAUUGUCUCUGACUCGAGGGUCUCGCGGGCCGAAGGGUGAGAGAGGUGUCCCAGGAUUGCCAGGAGACCACGGCGAAAAGGGCGAACCCGGGGAGGGUGUCAUAGGCCCACCAGGCCCCGUGGGACCCCCAGGGAAGCCAGGAAUUGAGGGUCUUCGUGGACCCCAGGGUUUUUCUGGCCCUCCUGGAGCUCCAGGAAGAGAGGGCUCUCCUGGUAGACCAGGCCCACCAGGCCCUGCUGGACCUCCAGGUGAACCGACUGCCCUGCCGAUUGUUGGAGACAUGGGUGCUUUACUUAAGAAUGCCUGCAGUGCCUGCCAGACGAGGGUCCCAGGGUUGCCUGGGCAGAAGGGAGAGAAGGGGUCCCCUGGAGUGCAAGGAGUAGAAGGCUUGGUGGGAGAGAAGGGGGAUCCAGGUGUACGAGGUCCGACGGGUAACCCUGGGAAAGAAGGCCCUAAGGGAGUGAAAGGAGAGAGAGGGUUCCCAGGCCCCACUGGAGAUAAAGGUGAUGAGGGGCCUCCAGGGGCACCAGGACUUCCAGGUGUGACCGGUCGAACAGGGUCCCCGGGGCUCAUGGGUAGACCAGGUCCAAUGGGUCAGCCCGGAGCAAAAGGAGAAAAAGGAAACGAAGGACCUCCAGGCAGACAAGGACUUCCAGGACCUCCUGGUGUGCCCAGUGUGGAGGGAAAUGGGAUGAGCAGUCUGUACAAGCUGCAGAGUGGUGGAGCUAUUUUAGGACCCCCUGGAGCUCCUGGUGCUCCAGGUCCCAAAGGAGAUGAUGGACGUGCAGGAGAAGCAGGAGCCAUGGGACUACCUGGGCUUGAAGGGCUACCCGGUGCCAAGGGUGAUAUUGGUUUGCCUGGUCCACCUGGGAUACCAGGUCCUCCAGGGAAGCCCGGCGCUCGUGGAGAGCCAGGGAUCCCAGGAGAGCCGGGUGAGAGGGGGCCACUCGGAGAGACAGGAUUCCCUGGACCCGAGGGACCCCAAGGUGUUGCUGGCAGACCUGGAAAAGAUGGAACUCCUGGAUACAAGGGAGCCACUGGUAGACCGGGAGACAGAGGAUCCAAAGGAGAACGUGGUGAUCCAGGGAUUCCUGGUGAAAGAGGUGUUCAAGGCGAGAGGGGUCGCAUAGGAGAUCCAGGCGUCACCGGACCAAUCGGUCCACAAGGUGAAAAAGGCGAUCCUGGCCCUCCAGGACAGUUGGAGAGCGUUAACCUUCUGGGUGAUCCCGGCUUCACAGAGGAGCUCAGAAUGUUUAUUCGAAAUGAAGUAUUGAAGAUUUUUGAAGAGAAACUAUCGAACACUGGCAUACCACAGAAGACACAUGCGGGCAUUUUAGCUUCCAACUUUCAAGGGCCUCCAGGACCGCCUGGAAAGGAUGGAUUACCCGGCCCACCAGGGGAGCCUGGACCUCCUGGUCCUCAAGGAUACAGAGGUCAGAAAGGAGAACGAGGUCAGCUUGGGUAUGGGUUACCAGGAGAUCCAGGACCAGUGGGUCCACCAGGCCCUCCUGGGAUCAAUUCUCAAGGCCCUCCUGGCUCUCCUGGGCCCCGUGGACCUGCUGGGACAUGUGACCCCAGUGACUGUCUCCUCCCAUCUCUAUAAGCCCAGCAGAGUGGUUCAGGCUGGUUCAAAGACGGCCGUCCAGCUCUUGAGCUCUGCAGCCAGAGAGCCGGAGAAGGACGACCUCACUGUAUCUGGCAGGCUUCUUCACCUCUGAUUUAUCGGGUCAGACUCACAGCUGACCCCUUUUGUUCACUUUGUAGCAACAUUUGGAAGCCGUCUGGGUUUUUGUUUUUCGGGGGAUUGCUGUUGGGCUUGUUUUGAAUGCGACAGAAAACCUUGUGCAGUGCCGUACUCUUUAAGUUAUUUCUUGUUUUCUUGUCCCCUACUGUGAUGUAAUGCAUUCCUUGUCAACUCUCAAUAUGCCUUUCAAGACCAUGAAAUGACUUUGUUUUGUCAACUUCAGUCCAGCCUGAAAACACAAUCUUAAUUAUUUUGUUUGCCUCUUUAAUGGGCAUGUCUAUGCACUCUUCUGUUCUUAUUCAGAUAAGCCAUCGUGCUGGCAGAAGGUACAUCUCAUGUUUCGGUGUGUGAGUUGGCGUGUGCUUGUGUGUGUGUGAGAGAUAGAGCAAGAACGAGAUUAGCAGACUGAAUGUACUUAUUUUAUGUGUAGGUGUGAGAAAAUAACAGAUUUUUUUGAAACUCCUUAUGCAACCAAAGUUCAGCCAAUGUGUCUGAUACAGAAAUUAUUUAUUUUAAGUGUGUUCUUCAAGAACGUAUUUAAAAGAUGGUACUAAUAAUUGUUAGCCUAGCCGCGCUAGACCCAUGUUCUGAAGGCACAAGUGUCUAGGGCCUCUCGACAGGGAGGGAGGCGGGCUAAAAGGUUGUCUUUCAAAUCACUCUGCAGCAAUUGGGUAGGUAUACAACCAAUCAGCGCAACGAAUAGGCUGACGUAGUUCCUAGAGCGCAGGCAGAUUGUGGCUAAGUCCCAUUAGCUUCCCAACCAGCGGAGCCAACUGGUAUUUUAAGGAUUUGCCAUAUCCCGUCGGCAUAAGUCCAAAUACGUCUUUCUUCUCAAUGAAACACUUCAGUGCCGUCCUUUGUUUAUCUUUCAAGUUGAAUUUUAGCUUCAAAUCUUUAAGGGCUGUGGCCAAAGCCAAGUCGAAAGAUAACUGUUUAUUGUGCGCCGGUUGUUUCUGUCAGAAUCGUCGCGCCUCUGUCGUCACUUAGUUACGCCCGCCUUCUGACUCUACACUUCAUGGUGAUUGGUCCGGCCAGUUUUAGGAGAAUCCAGCCUCGAGCCUUAUGGAGGGUAACUAGACCCACCCUGGCAGAGAAUUAAAUUCGUUGCCAUGGGUUGUCUAGCGCAGCUAGGCUAAAUAAUUGUACUAAAUGUAGCAUGAAUAAUCUGUAAUAUUAUUACUAGAAAGUGGAUUAAUACUUUUUCUGGAUUGCUUAUAAUCCUGAAAGAGUUUUUGUUUCUUGAAAUUGUCACUCAUGAUGCAUUGUGUGCGAUAAUCAUUUUUCAAAGAUCCUGCAGUAUGCAGUCACUGAUAAAGAUGUCUUCCCAUUUCACAGAAGUCCUGUGCUGUUCUGAGCGCUCAUCAGUGAGCUUUGCCAAAGCUUUUGUAACCCACAAACAACUCGCUGAUGCCGUUUGUCGGAAGCUAUUUGUACGACGCAAACAUCAAGGGCAGAUUUUUCCACAUGAAAAGAAUGUACUUUAAAUGACAUCUGUGUUCAGCGAGUGUGACGUGACCCCUCAUUUACCUUUACUGUCGGUUUAAUCUGUAAAUAAGUGGUUGUGUACUUUUUCGUUUUCUCAUUUCCUGACUAAUGGGGCUUGCUACGGGACCUGACAAUAUAAUUUCAUAAGCAAGUUGUCAUUGUAAUGACGCAUUAAGGUUCUCACUUAUGUUAUCAAUCAUACAUCGCUGCGAUUGUUUGACAGAUUAAUAAUAUAUAUUGUUUACAUAGUGUUGUGUAUGAUGAUUCCUCUGGUUUAUAUGUAUAUUUUUGGUUUUCGGCAACACAAAGGAAAUCGGACUACUACACUACAACUGACAGAUAUUUUUAUUUUGCUGAAAUACUCAUAAAUGUACUUGAACUCUCUUGUUGCUUCUUUUGACAGUAUCAUGGUCUACAGCCUGGCUUUUCACUCACUGACCAACACUGUGUGUCACUGUGUAUUGGUGGGUUUGGGGGUGUCUUAAGACUGGAGUUUUGAUUUAUUUAUUAAUCCGAGUGAUUUUAAUGUUCUCAACUAACUUCAGAAGCUUUUGAGUCAGUUUUCUAUAAGCAGGCGAUAUAACGCAUCUUAUGUAGAAAAGAUAAACUGAAGAUCUCAUUAACUUAAAUGACUUGGUGUGGCUUAUCAAGGACACUGCAAAUUUUCAAAAAGCUCCCAGCAUUCAGACUUCGUUUUAGAAUUGAUUGCUUUUUGAAAAGUUUUGUCAUUUGUUCAUUCAAAAAAAAAAAAAAAAAGCCUGACCUUCAUAGUAAUCCUAAACAAUGAACUUUUUAUUUGGGGAAAAAAAGACAAUAACUGGCCAAUAGUCUAUAUUCCUUUCCUCAAGUUUUCAUUUUGAGCUCUGUUUAAUGAGAAUUUGACUCAAAGGCUUUAAUUUUACUUUUAAGAGUCCUGCUGUGAUGAAUGUUUGAAAGGUUCUGUGGGUGUAUCUGAAAAUUUGUGACAUUAAGAACUCUGUUCGAUCUGCAUUUCAUCUUUUGAGAUCUGUUUGGCCCUUUUUAUACUUUGUACUUCAUGUCUUACAUCAUAGCCAUCAUACUUCUCAUCCACAUAUAACCCACUCUCUGAGAAGCUACAGAAUGUUUUUUUUUAUUAUUAUUUUAUUUUUCUGAGCAUGUCAGCUUGGUUUUAUCUCUGCUAAAUUCUAUCAGUGUGAGUUGCUCUAAUUUUAGAUGGGUAUUGAAUCAAAUGCAUGCCACUGACUUCAUUUGUGAGUUGAAAGAGCCCCCUGCUGGACAUGCAUUUAUUUUCAGAUGGCUUGUAAUGUGAAUGGAAAACAAUCUUUCUUUGGUUUAUAGACCACAUAAAAUCCCCUCCUUCUACUGGCUUCUGUCCUUUCAUCACACUAAUUUUCAUAUUUGGUUUAAUGGGUUCCCAUCAAAGACAAUAACGCUGACCUUGACGAGAUUCACAUAAGACCGCAUCAGCAAAUUAAUGUGAUCCAAACUUCUUUUUUUUUUUUUUUUUUGUCGCACUGAUGAGAGCGACUCCCUGCGUUCAUCGAAUUUAGCUUGAAUUGAUAUUAAUGUGCAGCAGUUUGUGACUUCAAUUUAGCUUAACAGUAUGAUAAGUAGGGAGGACACAAAAUGGCUGCUGAUGUCACAGCUCACUUCACUAGAAAUUCGGAGCCAUUUUACGUCGCUCCGAGUUAAAAUCCAUUUAUUCUAAGUGGAAAAUGUGCAAUGAUAGCAAACUCAAAGGACGCAGUUGUUGUCGGUCGAAGCAUCCUUUUGGAAAUGCUGUUAUCCAUCUCAAGUCGGGCUUGUCGAAUCAUGCAAAAUUCACUUAAAACAAUAACACCACCUCCAUUCAUUCAUAUUUCACUGUUGCCUUUUUUUUUUUUUUUUUUACUGCAAUGUAAGUUGAUCUUGUUGCCGCAUGUAAUCUAAUCUUGUAAGUAAGCUUGUAACGAGAGGGACUAUGGAUCAGACUCAGCAUGGUCCCUCGGAUUAAAAAUGUCUGCCUGCUGCUCUCACUGAAACUGCUCUUUGCUCCUUUGCAAGCUCCUGUUGUGCAGAGUGACUUUAAUGUUUGUUUUUGGAAGUCUUUUGUUUCGUCGAAUAUCUACCUCAGUCUUGGUUUACCACGUCUUUAUGGUUAGAUAACACGGAGAGAAAAAAUAUAUAUAUAAAAAACAGCUGCUGCCUGUCACUGAAAAUGCAAUUGAAAACCUCAUGUGUGUGUGUAAAAGCACAUAUAUUGCAGUCCUGGAUGUUGACAUCACUGAAAUGUUCAUUUAAAAAAAAUAAUAAUAGGGGCAGUAAUGUUCCCUCUGGUGUGUAUGUGGUUACCAGGUAUCAGAGGUUAUAUUUUACACUUUUCUUUGCAGCUUCUUUUAUCUACACUGAUUCAUGACAUUUGCCUUACACGUGUGCAAUAAAUGUUAUCCACUGCUUUA
This is a messenger RNA of Acanthochromis polyacanthus (spiny chromis), 7595 nucleotides long. RefSeq names its product collagen alpha-1(XIX) chain. Lineage: Eukaryota; Metazoa; Chordata; Actinopteri; Pomacentridae. The record is from RefSeq and is a predicted model, not a curated record.